UUGGUCGGCGCGGGGAGGGGGGGGCGAGGGGCCAAUCGCGGGGCGGCGGGGCGGGAGCGGCCGGCGGCGCGUGCGAAGAUGGAGGAGUACGCGCGCGAGCCCUGUCCCUGGAGGAUUGUGGAUGACUGCGGAGGUGCCUUCACCAUGGGAGCGAUUGGAGGUGGCAUUUUCCAGGCCAUCAAGGGCUUCAGGAAUUCCCCAGUGGGUGUAAACCACCGGCUGAGGGGAAGUCUGGCCGCUGUCAAAACGAGAGCUCCACAGCUGGGAGGUAGCUUUGCAGUUUGGGGAGGUCUGUUCUCCAUGAUCGACUGCAGCAUGGUCAGAAUGAGGGGGAAGGAGGAUCCAUGGAAUUCAAUCACGAGCGGAGCCCUAACUGGAGCCAUCUUAGCUGCCAGAAAUGGACCUGUUGCCAUGGUUGGAUCUGCUGCAAUGGGAGGAAUUCUCCUGGCUUUAAUUGAAGGGGCUGGCAUUCUCUUAACAAGAUUUGCCUCUGCACAGUUCCAGAACGGCCCUCAGCUCUCCGACGACCCCUCGCAGCUGCAGCCCUCUCCGUUUGGUGACUACAGGCAGUACCAGUGAUCCCCGUUCUGUUAGUUCGAAUUGUAGCUGAGCUGUAAUUUAAAAUGCUGGAGGAUCAGAGCACGGUAUGUCCUUACACCAGUGGUAGUCUCUUACACAAACCAUGCCAAGAGGACUUCAGCACUUGGCAGUGCAAAGCUGCGCAGAACUUUUAGGAGAUGACAGAUCUAUUUAUUGGUAACAGAUUCCAUUGCUGUAACGUUAAUACAUGUCUGACAGAAUACAUGGAGAUUUGAGAUAAGGACCAAACGGAGUCUUGUAAUCCUUUGGCCACGGGCUGAAGUGAAUGUCUGUGAAGUCUUCUCUGGGAUGUGGCAUUAACCCUUCCACAUCUGGAAGUUACCCUCCUCCCUUUCGGAUUUUGCCUGCUACCCACGUUCUGGAUUGAUGUUGCUACACAAAUUUUGGCUUAAGGGAAAGUGUGAAUCUGCGUGCAGGUUUACAUUCCAGAAGCGACUGUGACUGGAACGUGAAAGCAGAGGGCUCUGUGUGCUUGGAGGGUGAAGUGCACUGCACCUGCAUGCGUGCUCUCAGCACAGGCUGUUGGCUUUUUGCUGUGGGUUGAGUCCUCUGAAGGUAGCGCAGUUCCAUUGGCUCUGUUUUUGUUCUUAAGCUCCAGUUCUGGAGGCACGUUCCCCCUUGCCAGCAGUUAAAAAAGAAAUAAAUUCAUAUCCAGUGGGGUUUUCUGUUGUAGGUCCUCCCCAUAGGUCUGUUUAUCAGGAAAUGCCAGCAGGCAAUAGCAUUCGAAGGCUUGUUAGGAUGAUCCAGGGCAGCGCAGAGCUUUCCUUCUGCCCAGGAAGGAGCUCUGUACUGAGGUAACUGUCAGACUCAUUCAGUAGGAGAGCAUGAAAGCAGCACAGGAGUGCUGAGAUGGGUGAAUUGAGAUUGUACAACGUGUGCAUGCAAGUGCAGAUCCUGAAGGUGACAGGGCUCCUACGUCCUGCACAAGCAACAUUUUCCUCUCCUGUUUCCACCUCCCUGCCUGUCCCACAGCCACUCCAGGGCUGCUUGCUGCUCUGGUGCCUUGCUGCUCCUUGUUGCUGCUGUCCAUACUUCUUUCCAAGAAUCUUUAGCUCAACAGCCUCGUGUUUGUGAAGCUCAUCUCGCUCUGCCUCUUGCUUGCUUGCUCAGGUGAAUUGUAAAGGAUUGUCUCCAUUUGUUAUUGAGUGCUUGUUCUGUUCCUGACUGAGAGCCCAGCCACAGAGGAGCGAGUCCCUGGCAGGUGAGGGGAAACUGCAGCCGGAUCCCUCAUCAGUGCUGCACCUCCCCUGAGUAUCCAAAGCUGCAUGUUGAUCACCAGAUGUUUUCCUGUGCUCCUUAUAUAGGAUCAGCACACUGGGUGUUCAGCACUGUGCACCUACCCUGGGCUGGGUCUCUGCCCCUCAUCCUUGGCCCAGCUCUUGGCCCAGCACCGCCCUCCAGGCUGUGGGGGCAGGAGGUGACUUUGUUGGGGCUGGGGCUGUGCUGCCCAGGAGCCCCCAGCACCCCCAGCCUUUCCUGGGUGCAGUCAGGCUGGGCACGCAGCAUCUGCUGCUCGGGGACUGCAUUUAAGCAGCACCCUGAACACCUUGGGUGACCUCUCCCAGCAGCGUUUGGCUGGGAGCAACUUAUGGAGGGGUUGGGGCAGGGGGGCGUGCAGGAUCUGCUGCUCCCUGCUUUGAGGCUCCAUCUAAGCGUUGCAUUUGGCAGCGCCCAAAGCCGGGCCAAACAGCCCCAAGAAGGGCCACCCCUGUCCCCUCCUCCCUCAUUGCAGGGAGGCUGCAGGCUUCAGCCGCUCAGAAGAGCUUUAUUCAGCUCAGCCCUUCCCCUCUAAUCCCCCGUGACCGUCUGUGCCUCAGUCACUCUCACACCUCCCUCUGCACAAGGACAAACCCCGAUGUGAGCUGCUGCCCUUUGCUGCCCACGUUGCAGUGCUCCCCAGCUGACAGUGUGUGCUGGGCAGCCAGGAGCCCUGCAGGGCAGCUGACAGCUCUCUUCCCACUGCUGUGAGGAGGAAAGGCAGCAGGUCCCCCUGCCCUGCAGUGCACCGGGGAAGGCUUUCCUGCCCUGUCAUCUCUGCAGCACCCACAAGCUUCCUGUUUCCGUGCUGUCCUGACUCACUCUGGAUGACAACUUGCAGGCAGCUCCCAGCUGUCCCUCACAUUCGGGUGCUCACCCAGAGCAGCUCAUCCAUCAUCACCCCAAAAAACGAGACCGACACCACCGGCAUGACACGGAACUAUUGACCUCUUUAUUUCAAUCAGCUACAGCAGCUCUAAUUCCCCUACAACACUGUCCUUCCUUCACUACCACAGACAGCGAGGGAGCCGAGUACACUGCGGUGGCAGCAAGUCUUCUUAAAGCUUAGUAUUAAAUAUUAAAUAUUCUCUCAUUUAUGUUUACAUUACUUUGUCAAGAAAAAAAAAACAAAGACAAUUAAAACUUAAGUUACGUGAAAUCUGUGCCUGUGCCCUGGGCUGCAGCACCGGGGGCCACAGAGCUGCCCCCAGGAAGGCAACUCUGCUGGGAGGGGGAUGCAAAACCUCCGGCCCUGGGCCCGGUGCCACGUGAGUGCUUGGGAAAGGAGUGCUGAGCGGUGCUGGGAGCGGAGCACUGCACCCCGUGCUGUCAGAAACGGCCGUCUGAGGGCCGCCGUGCAGUCAGAGCUCUGUUUGGAGGAGGUGAGACCUCAGCAGGGCCGGCCUGGCCUCCCCUCAGCCCCACAAAGCGCGUGGGGAAAGGGGGAGAGGGGGAGGAUUUGGUCGCCAGAACUUUGCUAAAGAAUUUUUGUUUCAUUUUUCUUUUUUUU
This is a messenger RNA of Lagopus muta (rock ptarmigan), 3367 nucleotides long. RefSeq names its product translocase of inner mitochondrial membrane 17A (gene TIMM17A). Gene Ontology annotation, biological process: protein import into mitochondrial matrix. Gene Ontology annotation, cellular component: TIM23 mitochondrial import inner membrane translocase complex; mitochondrial inner membrane. The transcript is spliced from 6 exons. Lineage: Eukaryota; Metazoa; Chordata; Aves; Galliformes; Phasianidae. Gene Ontology annotation, molecular function: transmembrane protein transporter activity. The record is from RefSeq and is a predicted model, not a curated record. Bases 79 to 579 code for a protein of 166 amino acids.